CAGACACACACACUACGCAGCGGAGAGUCUGCAGUGUGCUGCCAGUCUGUGAGCUGGAGAGACACUCGGACGACACACACACGAGAAAUCUUCAAAAACAAACUUUGGUUGCAACUUCUUGUAGUUUUUCCGACUGUGGAUGCAAACGCAAGACCUACUUUUGCUUUUCUUAUUUCCUCUGAGGGUCGAUUUAUUUCCACAGAAGGCUGCAAUGCUUCCACUUUACUUCUUGACUUUUGCUGCCACCAUCCAAGCCCACAACCAGCUGUUGCCAGGCUCCUGCAACUUUGAGUCCAACACCUGCGGAUACACGUCAGACUCAGACUUUACGAGCUGGACCCUGCACAAAGAUGGCCGUUUUGUUGCAGUGGAGACAGCCAUGAACGAUGACCAGGAUGAUAAGAUAGCAGAUGCCAGACCACAGAGAGAGAUCACAGGGGUGCUGCUGAGUCCGGCUCUGGAGCAGGGUGAGUGGAGCUGCCUGAGGCUCGUCUACCAGAUCAUCGGGUCAGGAAGCCUGGAGGUCCUGCAGCGCACGGAGGGAAAGAGCUUUGACAGGCCGCUGUGGAGCAGCCAGGCACCCUCUGACAGCUGGGUCAUCUCAAGCAUGGACCUGCAGAACAAUACUGAGCCUUACAGGGUUGUCAUGGAAGGUAAACCUGGACAGAGCGCUGGGAGUAGCGUGGCCAUCUUUGAGAUCCACAUCAGCCCUGGAUACUGCCUGGAGUGUGAUUUUGAGGAGUCUCACCUGUGUGGAUACAGUAACCAGUGGAACGCCAAUGUAAACUGGUAUGUGGGCGGAGGCUGGGUCCAUCUCCAUAACAACAUGCCAAAUGACCACACAUACAACAACAGGACAGGUCACUUCAUGUACGUGGACUCCAUCUACGCCAAGACUUUCAAAGAAGUGGCCAAACUGGUGUCUCCCAUGACGACAGUACCGAUGUCCGGCUGCCUGAGUUUUCAGUACCAGCGAAGCGAGGAGAGAGGGAACCUGUUCUCUGUUUUCACUAGGGACCGACUGGGUCAGUACCAGGAGCUGUGGAGGGCGGGGCUAGAAAACCAGAGCGAGUGGAGCGGGGCGCUUGGAGAAUGGAUACCUGUGCAGGUGGACCUGAAGGCACCGUACUCUGUACAGGUGGUCUUUGAAGUGGCCUUUAACAGUCAGAGAGGUGGACGCGUUGCAAUUGAUGACAUUUUCUUUUCUCCAGAGUUUUGCAGCACAGACACUGAGCCGAUCUUUGACCCCUCCAUCGCCAACUGUGACUUUGAGUCGGGGCUCUGCCACUACACCCAGGACCAGGUGAUGGGGUCAUCAUGGAGGAGAGUAUCUGUGAAGCCCAACAUAUUUAGGAACGGAGACCACACUACAGGGGCAGGAUCUUUCCUGUUGGCUCACUCCCAGCUGAGCCCACGCGCUGGUUAUGUUAGCCACCUGAUCAGUCCAACUCUGCCUGGAAACAUGAAGUACUGCCUGAGAUUUUACUUCUCUCUGAGGGGUUUCAACCAGACGGACCGGGCUCUCACUGUGUAUCUGCAGCAGCAGCAGAGCAGCAGCCAAGAGAAGAUCUGGACUCAGGGGGAGAAGUCCAGAGGAAUCUGGAUCGCGACAGAUGUCACCUUCCAGACGACUCAGCCUGCCAAGUUGGUUUUUGUCAGCACUUGCAGGAGCUUCUGGGACUGCGGCUCUGUGGCUUUGGAUGACAUCAGUGUGAGCCUCGGAGACUGUGAGCUGACAGCAGGUUCGUUGGCAUCGUCUCUCCCAGGACACUGUGACUUUGAAGCAGGCCUGUGCAGUUACACUCAGGACAAGCAGAGCGAUGGUGCUGACUGGGAGUGGAGGAGAGGACCCACCCCAACCUCGUACACCGGGCCAAGAGGGGACCACACCACGGGACUCGGAUAUUACCUGUACAUGGAGGCGUCGCCCAUGCUGCCCGGUCAGAGUGUCCGGCUGCUGUCCCGCCCUCUGAGGGGCUCCAGGGGGCCUAAGUGUCUGCGCUUCUACUACCACAUGUACGGCUCAGGCACGGGCCAGCUCAGCGUUCACCUCGACAAGGACGGAGAGGACGUGUUGCUGUGGCAACGGAGCGGCGAGCAGAGCAUCGCCUGGCUGAGGGCCACAUUGGAGUACCAGUGUGACAGCCAGCAUCAGAUUGUAUUUGAAGCGACCAGGGGUUCAUCAGUUAGGAGUGACAUUGCCAUUGAUGACAUUGUCUUGGAAGGCGGACCUUGCCCAGAAAUGGAGAUCAAGGCCACCGUGGGAACCUCCAAUGAGAUCGAGUAGAAGGCAAGAGAAGAACAGCUGUGUAGGAUGCAUGAACCACGUUGUUUUUUUUUUUGUUUUGUUUUGUUUUUUUGCACAUUACAGACUCCUGACUCCUACAUGUCAUUCUGAACAUGUAGGGAUGUGGGUGAAUAGUAAACUUUUCACGUAGUUCUGUUUUCAUGGAGCAACACAUAUCAGUGUCAUAGUCAGCAUUUCUCUCUGCACUGUAGCAACAGAGAGUGUGUUAAGCUGUGUUUUUCUUCACAUUUAUAUGCAUUAGAUUAAUGCUCAUUGCUCAAAUAAAGCGACACGGUUAUUCAACAUUA
Messenger RNA from Siniperca chuatsi (mandarin fish), 2595 nucleotides. RefSeq names its product MAM domain-containing protein 2-like. NCBI's taxonomy places the organism in Eukaryota, Metazoa, Chordata, Actinopteri, Centrarchiformes, Sinipercidae. Gene Ontology annotation, cellular component: membrane. The transcript has 15 exons. The record is from RefSeq and is a predicted model, not a curated record. Bases 140 to 2287 code for a protein of 715 amino acids.